Molecule: messenger RNA, 312 nt
Organism: Lodderomyces margitis
Lineage: Eukaryota; Fungi; Ascomycota; Pichiomycetes; Serinales; Debaryomycetaceae
Gene: TOM6
Product: Tom6p
Exons: 2
Coding region: 1-312 (103 amino acids)
Biological process (GO): protein import into mitochondrial matrix
Cellular component (GO): mitochondrial outer membrane translocase complex
Source: RefSeq, a predicted model, not a curated record
AUGAAUUUCCAAACUAGAGCACCACCAAAGGCCCAAGAAGAACCAUCAACGUAUCAGAAAAUUAGAAACUCACCUGGUUUUACUGUCGGUGUACAAGUUGCAUUGUUUGGAUUAGGCGUUGCCUUUAUUCAAUCACCAUUGAUGGAGAUUGACGCUACUGGAGAAACAAAGAGCAUUAUGUCUGCCAGUAAAUGCAAAGGUGAAUUAGAUGGCAACGGCGAAGGUCACCUGAAACCCCCAUACAAUAUAAUUCUGGUGCCAUACACUGCAUCAAUUUCUGUUGUGCUGACGGCUGAUGUGGAAUUACAAUGA